Messenger RNA from Hydractinia symbiolongicarpus, 1747 nucleotides. RefSeq names its product splicing factor 3B subunit 4-like. Gene Ontology annotation, cellular component: nucleolus; U12-type spliceosomal complex. Bases 279 to 1544 code for a protein of 421 amino acids. Gene Ontology annotation, biological process: positive regulation of mRNA splicing, via spliceosome. Gene Ontology annotation, molecular function: RNA binding. The record is from RefSeq and is a predicted model, not a curated record. Lineage: Eukaryota; Metazoa; Cnidaria; Hydrozoa; Anthoathecata; Hydractiniidae. The transcript has 9 exons.
UAAAAGCAUAAGCGAUAUUCUUGAUUUCUGUAAUAAAAUCUAAAGUUGAAUCAUCCCUAGGGAAUGGAUUUUUUCUUCUGCAUUUGGAUGCAUGUCCAGAUAACUGGUUUUGGUGCACAACUGGCUGGAAUAACUUGAACCGUAUUUUCUUCCUCCCGGUGGAUAUGCACACGAUCGUUUAAAGUAACUAAACAUCAGGAACCCUUACUACAUAUUAAGGACUUUAAUAAGAGGAAUUCUGGUAAACUCUAAAUCGGAGAACGCACGAUGAAAUAAAGAUGGCAGCCAUACAAGAAAGGAAUCAAGAUGCAACAGUUUACUGUGGAAACAUCGAUGAUAAGGUGUUGGAGGCACUAUUAUGGGAGUUAUUCUUGCAAGCUGGGCCUGUAGUUAACGUUCACAUGCCGAAAGAUCGAAUCACACAAAAUCAUCAAGGGUAUGGUUUUAUUGAGUUCAUGUCGGAAGAAGAUGCUGAUUAUGCCAUAAAGGUCAUGAAUAUGAUUAAGGUUUUUGGUAAACCAAUCAGAGUAAACAAGGCGUCUGCCCACAACAAAAACUUAGAUGUAGGUGCAAACAUAUUUAUUGGAAAUCUUGAUCCAGACAUUGAUGAAAAACUGUUGUACGACACAUUCAGUGCAUUUGGUGUAAUCUUGCAAACACCAAAGAUCAUGAGAGAUUCUGAUACUGGAAACUCAAAAGGGUUUGCUUUUAUCAACUUUGCAAGUUUUGAAGCAUCCGACGCAGCUAUCGACGCCAUGAAUGGACAGUAUUUAUCCAAUCGACCAAUCAGUGUAUCGUAUUCUUUCAAGAAAGAUGCAAAGGGAGAACGGCAUGGUUCUGCCGCAGAGAGAUUGCUUGCAGCAAGCAAUCCACUCACUCAAACUGAUCGCCCUCAUCAACUGUUUGCUGACGCUCCACGAACUGCGUCCCAUAUGCAUGAUACUACUAAUCGACCUCCACCAGGAAUGCAUAAUGUGCUACCACCUCCAAUUGUACCCCCACCAAUGGGUAUGAUGCCACCGAUGGGAAUGCCCGGUAUGAACCCAGGUCAAAGAAUGCCGCCAAAUUUCCCGCAUGGUAUGCCACCUGGAUUUAUGACACAUCCACCUCAUAUGGGAAUGCCGCCCAUGCCUCCGAUGGGAUUUCCACCCAAUAUGCCGCCACCUGGUUUUAUGCAACCACCGCCCACAUCAAUGCAGCAACAAGAAAACGCACCACCACCGCCAAUGCCACCCACCAGUGAUGGGUCGCAACGUUUACCUCCUCCCGUUCCGCCACCAAUGCCACCAGGACAAAUGAAUUCAGGUGAUGGUCCAAGAGGUCCGCCACCACGCCCACCACCUAACAUGCAAAAUAAUCCGUUUGGUGAACGACUGCCUUGGGGCCCGCCACCACCACAUGGAAUGAUGCGUGGACCCCCGCCACCGCCUGCAAUACGAGAAAACACACCGAGAAUGGGCGGAUUCGAGACAAGAGGCAUGCCACCGCGACCACCAAUUCCACCUCCUCCACCCAUGCAAAGAGCACCACCACCGCUCCAAUAAACGCUAAGAAGCAUUUUGCUGACAUCAAAAAUUAUUUAUAUCAGAAAUUAAAGCACAAACAUGAACGCUUUAAAUGUAUAUACAUUCUUAAGAGCAUUUUCUAGUAAAAAAAAUUGCUUAGCUUGCUGCCUCUGAUGUUUAUAAUUGUGCUUUUUUAUUACAUUUCUUAUAAACUUUGUAUCAGAAAAAUAUGAGAACUUGUA